UGCCAUUGCUCGGUGUAAACUGCGUUGUGUUUGUUUCUAAAGUCGCAGUCUUAACUCCCACAAGAAAACAAAAUGUCCGACUUAGGUUCAGAUUACGAUGAAGAAGAUCAGGGUCCAUAUUUAGGGGAAUAUGAAGGUGAGAGGAAUGAGAAAGAAGAAAGGCACGGGAGAGGUAAAGCUACUCUUCCAAAUGGAGAUACCUAUGAUGGCUUGUAUGAACAUGGCAAGAGAGGUGGAAAUGGUGUGUACAGGUUUAAAAAUGGUGCAAGGUAUAUAGGUGAAUAUAGAGCAAAUAAAAAACAAGGCCAAGGCACAUUUAUUUAUCCAGAUGGAUCAAAGUAUGAAGGUAGUUGGGUAGAUGAUCAGCGGCAUGGCUAUGGCGUGUAUACAUAUGUCAAUGCAGAUACGUAUGAAGGUGAAUGGCAAAAUCAUCAAAAACACGGCCAAGGUGUUUACACAUAUAAAGAAACUGGAACAAAAUACGUUGGUACAUUUGUGAACGGUAGACGAGAAGGUGCAGGCGAAAUUAUUCAUCUUAAUCAUAAAUUUCAAGGCAAUUUCACAUCAGAUAAUCCUCAAGGUGUUGGUAAAUAUAUCUUUGAUAUUGGUUGUGAACAGCACGGUGAAUACAUUCCAAUAGAACAGCAACAAGGAGGAGAAACAGAAGAAGAGGAGCCAGUGACAGUAACAGUUCCCAAAUGGAAAGCUGGUAAAGUGACAGAGAUCACACUUAGUAUUCCAGGUGGAGAUGAGCAAGGACAAGAAGGAGAGGAAGGAAAAGAUGGAGAACAACCUGCAGCUGGUGAUGGUGAGGCAGCUGAUGGAGCGGAACAACCUGGAGAAGAUGGUGAAGUACCUGCAGCAACAGAAGGAGAAGGAAACGAGGCGGAAGAAGCGGAAGGAAAUGAUGAUGCACCUGCGGAUGAUGCGGCAGAAGAUGCAGGAGAGGAAGGAGAUUAAACAUUCAUGGAAACAACUCUUGUCUUAUUUAUCUCCCAUUAACUUUUAUUCUUGUACAAACUCUUCUCAUGUCAGCAAACAAGACACUAUUACUUCUCGUCCCAUUUUGUACAAAAUCUUCUUAUAUGUUCCUUUUUAAUUUUUUUUUUAUUCCACUAAAAGAUAAAAUACUGUCUUUUAAGAUUCAAAAUAUAAUUUUCAUUAUUUUAAAGUAGAAAGAUAGUUUUUAUUUUUAUUAAUCAUUAUGUUUGUAAUAUACUUUGAUGUUACAUUUGAAAUAAAGAUUUUUUUAAAUUAAAAUU
Saccoglossus kowalevskii is the source of this 1262-nucleotide messenger RNA. RefSeq names its product radial spoke head 1-like. The record is from RefSeq and is marked validated. Gene Ontology annotation, cellular component: nucleus; motile cilium. Gene Ontology annotation, biological process: spermatid development; axoneme assembly. NCBI's taxonomy places the organism in Eukaryota, Metazoa, Hemichordata, Enteropneusta, Harrimaniidae.